CGCCGCGACGCCCGCGACGGCCGCGAUGGCGACGGCGGAGGACAUCGGCGCGCACGUGUUCGAUGAAGGACACUGGUACCACGAAACCCUGGAGGAAGGCCUCGCGAUCUCGUACCGGGUGGACGAGGUCUUGCACCGCGGACAGAGCGCGUUCCAGACCGUGGAGGUCGUGAAGACGAAGCCGUUCGGUCGCCUUCUCAUCACGGACGGGCUCAUGCAGUCGAGCGAGGAUGACGAGUACGUGUAUCAUCAGUGCCUCGUCCACCCCGCGCUCGCCGCGCACCCCGCGCCGAAGAAGGUUUUCAUCGCCGGCGGUGGCGAGGGCGCGACGCUUCGCGAGGUCUUGAAGCACAAGUGCGUGGAGGAGUGCGAGAUGGUCGACAUCGACGGCGAGGUCGUGGAGAUGUGCCGCGAGCACACGCCGUUCUACCACGCCGGCGCGUACGACGACAAACGCGCUAAGCUCGAGAUCGGCGACGCGAAAGCCGCCUUGGAGCGUCGCGCCGACGGCUCCAUCGACGUCAUCAUCUGCGACUUAUCCGACCCGCUCGACGGCGGCCCGUGCUAUCAGCUCUACACGACGACGUUCUACGAGAUGUGCAAGACCAAGCUCGCGCCCGGGGGCAUUCUCGUGACGCAGAGCGGCUGCGCCGCCGUGAGAGACUGCCAUCACGUCUUCACGCCGAUUCAUAAGACGCUCAAGACGGUGUUCCCGCAGUGUUGGGGGUACACCGUGUGCGUGCCGUCGUUCUGCAGCGAGUGGGGGUUCAACGUCGUGAGGAAGGAAGCGGACGCGUUGUCCGUGGAGGAUGGCUUGAGCGGCGGGAAGCUCGACGCGCGUCUGCGGGAGCGCGGGCUCGGAGAUUUGUCGUAUUACGACGAGAUCACGCACCGGCGGAUGUUUUCGCUGAAUCGCACCGUGCGCGAGGCGUGCAGGGACGAGACGCGGGUGAUGACGGUGGAGAACCCGCUGUUCAUGUGCAGCACGACGACGCACCAGGGCGUGUUCGAGGACAAGUGAGGGACGAUCGAGCCAGCGAGUUGUUCAUAGCUUGACCGAAAGGCCUUAUUUUAUUUCCAACCGGUUGCCUGUUGC
Micromonas pusilla CCMP1545 is the source of this 1096-nucleotide messenger RNA. RefSeq lists its product as uncharacterized. The coding region runs from base 26 to 1021 and encodes 331 amino acids. The transcript has 5 exons. Gene Ontology annotation, biological process: polyamine biosynthetic process. The record is from RefSeq and is a predicted model, not a curated record. Gene Ontology annotation, molecular function: thermospermine synthase activity. Lineage: Eukaryota; Viridiplantae; Chlorophyta; Mamiellophyceae; Mamiellales; Mamiellaceae.